AUGAACUCUGCGGUCCAGCCCUCGACCGACGACGAAAGCGAGAUCGUCGUCUCCGUCGACUGCACCGACGCGUCAUCCCCACGCCCGCCAACGCCAGCACCAGACGCAACGCGCAAAGUAUACUGCCAAGGUGACGACUGCCGAGCGAAGUUGCACCAAGAUGCGCUCGACCCAACCUCAGCGAUGCACGUCGAGGGUUCGGUUGAUAUCUACUGUCCAAGCUGCUUUAGCAAGCUUCCAGGCAAGCCAGAGCCAUCCCCCGUUCGCCAAUUGCCCGUCGUGUCGUCCUUCAAAAACCCGAAGUGCGAUGGCAAGCUCGACAAGUACAAGGCCAUCAUGGAAGAUUCGCACGUGCAUCUCGUCUAUCUCGCCAUAGUCGUCAUUUUUUGGCCACUCGCGUGGGGCUACUUUUGUACCAAGCUCCAACACUACCCGCUGCCCGAGCCGUCGUACACUGCCACGUGGCGAGAUCGAUUGCACUGGAUCAUGGCUGCUGUCUCGCACCUCCAGUGCUUCUGCUGCUGUGCCUACAUCUGGUUCAUCUUUGUCGUCAUCUAUCAGAGCUGCGAGUAUGCCGCACAAGCGUGGUUCUGGGUCCUUCUUGAAUUCUACACGCUCUACUUUCUCCUGCUCAACGUCAUCUACGUCGCGACCCCCAUCGUGCCUGCAAAGCCGUUACGCGAUGCCAAACAAAUCGUCCGCGCGAUGUGGGCCACGCACCGCACGCGGCAGAUCAACAACCGCUGGCAUCUAAUGCUUCGACGCAGGACGACCAAAACCCCCUUGCUCAGUUCUCAAAAGUACCACCCCCUCGUCGUCGCGGUGAACAUCUGGCUCAUGCUCUCGUGGGUCACGCACGCGUGGCCAUCUCGCAACUUUGGGAUCCCGAUCGAGACGUUGAUCCAGCUGCCCGCCAACGUUCGCUACAACGUGGUUGGUACCAUGACCGAUAUCUGUCAACCGAACGAUGAUGGAACGUUCCGCGCAGUGUGGAACUUGGCCUUGACGCCGACGCCAAGUGUCAUGAACGGGCUUCCGACAAUCGAGCUGAGCUUUGCGACAAGGCUCCUCGACCCAGUGUAUUUCACAGAUCUCGCCGUUGGAACGCUUUGGCUCGUGGCGCAGGACACGUACUCGAUGGCGGUGCGCCCGGCCGUGAACCAACACAUUAUGACGAUCCAGGCGUCCUUUGGCAACGUCUCGAGCUGUGACGACGUCGCCAAUCUGCUAGUCCUUCAUUCAACGACGUAUUCGCAAAAAUCACUUCAAGACCGUCUGGAGGCCGCACCACGAGGCCUAGCACUGCUGCCCACAUUUCUUCUGGCGAAAUACUGCUUCCAGAUGCUCGUGGUGGCUGGCAUUGUCGGGUACUCGUCGCUCCAGAUUUUGUCGCUCUGGCUGCAAUUUGACGCGCUCACUAAAAAGGUGGAUCUGACGCUGCACCAGAACCUGGAUGUGUGGUACCGUCUUCGCAAUCGCGUGUUCAAGGUCGUCACCUUCUAUACGCAGUUUGUGACGUCGCUCAUGUCGAUAGCGCUCGUUCAGCUCACGGUCGCCAUCAGUGGCCUUGUCAUCUACUGCCUCAGCGGCGUCGCGCCACUGCCCGGGUACUAUCUUUUGAUUCUAACAAUGGUCGGAUCGCUCUCGACGCUGGUGUUUCUCCUGCCAUUGGCCAAUGCGCUCGACAUUCAAGCCAGUCACGAGGCGAUGCUUCACGCCUUGACCGACUAAGCUUGAUGUCGUGCUUGUCGCGGCUCAUUCAGCUGGUCGGUCCUAACGACGACCGCAUUUGCUUUUGGGGCGUCGAGCUCUCGUUGGCUCGGCUCUUUGGACUCACGUUUUCGAUUG
Saprolegnia parasitica CBS 223.65 is the source of this 1848-nucleotide messenger RNA. RefSeq lists its product as hypothetical. The coding region runs from base 1 to 1731 and encodes 576 amino acids. Lineage: Eukaryota; Oomycota; Saprolegniomycetes; Saprolegniales; Saprolegniaceae. The transcript has 3 exons. The record is from RefSeq and is a predicted model, not a curated record.